Molecule: messenger RNA, 3451 nt
Organism: Paramecium octaurelia
Lineage: Eukaryota; Ciliophora; Oligohymenophorea; Peniculida; Parameciidae
Source: the annotation of a GenBank genome assembly
AUGGAGGCAGAUUAACUAUUGGUGACUAAUUUUUUUAUAGAAUAAUAAAUAAAAAUAUUAAAACCCCAACCUUUGGCUAUUAAAUAAAGUGCUGAAAUUUUAUAACAUUACUAUAAAUUGUAAGCAGUAAUAAUUUUAACAUAUUAUCACUUUUAUUAGAAAGAAUAAGUCAAAAUCAUAGAAACAUCUUUGCUCAGCAUUUAUUCAUUCUUUCAAUCAGACAACUUUGAAAGUUAUUAGGAUAUCAACACUAAAAUUAAUAAUUUACUUGAAGAUAUUUCUAAAAUUGAUGACAACACAAUAAGGAAAGGACAAUUUCGAAGAUCGAUUUGUAGAAAAUCAUUAUAAAAGUAUUCCAUUCUGAUUUUAUAUAUUCAAUUAGAUCAUUUAAAAUUUUAUCCUUAAAACUUAGGAUAUCUUUGGACAUUAUCAGUAAAAAAUGGAUAAAUAAACAAAAUUAAAAAAAUUAAUUAAGAUGGUCCAACCUAUGCAUUCGAAACAUACAAAAGUAUAUUGACAUAUUUACGAUAUAGUUCUUUGAAUUCAGAUCUAGCAUUAGUCUCUAAAAAGUUAUUUAAAAUGUUUAUAUGCAGAAUAUGCGAACAACCAGUCUAAGCAACUCUAAUGGAAUAACAUUGCAUAAAGUGCGAAUAAUAAGCUGAAAGCAAAAAAAGAUUAUUAGAACUAAAUUUGGAAUUAGCAAAUGUUUGCGAGUAAGCAUAUUUAGAGAAGAGGAAUGUGCAAGUUAAAUUGGCAAUUAAAAAGUAUUAUAAUUCGUAUCAUAUUUAAGAAUGAGAGAUAAAACGAAGAAGAGAUAAUAUCAUAAUACUAAAUAUAUUUAUAGAAGAGUUUAGACUUUAAAUGAUUAAGAUGAAGAUGAUGACAAUCAAAACGAAUAUUAAUAAGAAUUGAACACGAUAGUCAACAUUAUGACAUAAAUUAUUAACUUUGCUGAAAAAACAUUAAAUAAUUCUGCUGAAGUUGAAGAUACUAAAUGUAAUUAAAUAUUAUGAACUUUAUUGAUAGAAACCUUAGUGCUAUUAAAUGACAUAGUCAAUGCCAGUUAAUGUAUUGAAAGCCAAGAAACAUUGACUGUUAUUAAUGCAACCCAUAAAUGCCUAUUGGAUAGACUUGAUUAUUAGAAAAAAUAAGAAAAUAUCAUCAAUAACUCAUUAGAAGGGUCUCCUAAUCAAAAUUAGGAUAACAUCAGUAAGAUUAAAAGAGCAUUUACCAAGUCUAAUUCAAUUUCAUUUAGAAUGCCAAAAUUUUAAAAUUCUCCCUCUCCUUCUUAGAGAAUAUCUACAGAACCUAUUUAGGAAGAAGAAGAUGCACCAUAAUCACCUUAAAUUUCAUCAUCUUCAAAACUUAUAUCUUAAAGAAAAGCAUUUAAAAUCAAUUCUUCCAUUUUUAAGUUGAGUGACGGAUCAGAUUCUCCUAAAUCAAUUAAAUAAUCAUCUAAUUUAAUUUAGGUAAAAACAAGUUAUUUCUCUUAAAUUGAGACAAACUAAACGAUAAAUUCUUCCAUUAAUGAACUUAAGGUUGAAAAUACGCCAAAUUAAUCUAGCAAUGAACUCACCUAAUCAAGAGAAAACAUUUAAAAAUCAAUAUAAAAAUUAGCCUAAUUUAAAGCUUCUAUCCAACCACUCUUAACGAAAAAUUAGAAAAGGUAAAUAUUAGAGGAGAUUACAGAGGAAGUAAAAUUUCCAAAUAAAAUAAUUGAAAUCAGCAAAUAAUCCAUAAAAGAUAGCGAAAAUUCAUCUAAUAAAUCUAGUAUGGAAUCUGGAAAUUCUAAUAAUAAUAAUGAAAUAAUUAAUUUAGUUCCUAAAAAAAAAUACAAAAAGAAAAACAAAUUAAGUUUCUAAUCAUAGGAAAUUGAUAAUAUGUAAUUGAAUAGUAAAAAUCCCCAAAGAAAAAGUAAAUUUUUUGAAAAUUAAAUAUGCAAAUCUCCCAUUGUUUUAUAUGACAACACAAUGGAUGAAAUUUUGAUUGAUAAAGGGUACCAUUCUGAUUCCAAUUUAAUUAAAAGUGUUUAACCUUAGUAAAAUGAAUCUUCAAAGGUUGGAAUUAAGGAUUUUGAAUUUAUUAAAUUAUUAGGAAAAGGGGCUUACGGAUGGGUUUUUUUAGUGAAAAAACAUGGCUCUGGAGAUCUUUAUGCUUUGAAAAUAAUUGAUUGUGCUUAAAGAGUAAUUUGAAAUUUUAAUCAUAGAAUUUAGAAGCAUUCUUGGAAUAGUUAAAAGCAGAAAGAAAUAUUUUCGAAAUUCUCAAUAGCAGCUUUGUCGUUAAAGCAUACUUUUCAUUUGUUCAUGAACAGUAUCUUAUUUUUGUACAAGAAUACAUGAUGGGAGGAGACCUAGCCAGCAUUUUAAAACAAUAUACGGUAGUUUCUAUUAUAAAUCAAUUUAGGCACUUGAUGAAUUUUAUGUUUAACACUAUAUGGCUGAGAUUGUUUUGGCUUUAGAAUAUUUAAGAUAAUAGAAUAUAGUACAUAGAGAUUUAAAACCAGAAAAUAUAUUAUUAGAUUGCUAAGGACAUGCUAAACUUGCUGACUUUGGUCUAUCAGAAUAGGGAGUGAAUAGCAGAUUAAAAUUAAAAGACAAUUUGAGUACUUAAAAUACUGUAGAAAUACCUACUUGUGUAGAACAAUUCAGUGAUUAAUCAGGCUAUUAGCCUAUCUAUAAAUAACUCAAAAAAGUAGGCUCGAUUUUAGUUGAGAAAUAGGGAUGUAAAACAAAAAAGUAAAAUUUAAUUUGUUAAAUAAAAGAAUUGUUGGUACUCCUGAUUACAUUGCUCCUGAAAUUAUAUUGGGAACUUCAGUGAGUAAUUUUAGUUCAGAUUACUGGAGUUUGGGUAUUAUAAUGUAUGAACUACUUUGUGGCAUUGCCCCUUUUAAUGAAGACACUGUAGAGAAAAUCUUUGAUAACAUUCUGAAUAUGAGAAUAGAAUGGCCUUAAAUUGGAGAUGGAGAGGAUUGUAUUUCAGAAUAAGCCUAUGAUUUGAUCGUAAAAUUAUUGGAACCUGACUUUAAUAAAAGAAUAGGACACAAAUCUAUUGAAGAAAUAAAAAAUCAUAAAUUUUUCAAAGGUUUGACUGAAUCAUAAUAAUAGGUAUCUAAUGGAACAGAUUAUUGAGUAAACCAGGAUUGAUUAUUCCAGAGUUAACUUGUGAAUCGAAAGACACUGAAAAGAUGCAAUAGUUUUUAAAAAAAUUGGAAAAAACUAAUAAAGAUUCAGAAAAUAAAAAAUUAGCCUAAUAAUUGAAAGCUUAACUUUAAAAUUUAGAAAGAAUCGAUUUAUUAAAAUAAAGAAGCACAUAAGAAUCCGAUAAAUAUUUGUAUAAUUAAUUAUUAAUUAGAUCACAAGUGUAGAAGGAACAAAAGAAAAUUUAACAUCAAAUUGAGUUGCUUACACAAUUUUAUGCCAAACUUUACUAAUGUUACUCUAAGAUGUAGUGA